AUGAACGACCCAAUGUACUUGAAGGACGUCGCGAACCAGUGUGUAAAGCCUAAGCAGUUGCUAAAGUUUAAUCCGCAGUCUAUUCAUUUGCUGAAUUCAUUCGCGUCGCACCGCAAUACGUUGGUGGAUAUUGCAUGCAAGCAGCGGUCAAGCGACUGCUAUCAUGGCAGCGAGCAUGCCAAACAAAGUGUAGAGCUCAAGUUUGGCGACUUUGUUGAUUAUUAUCAAGCUUCAUACAGGAACGAGUCGCAUUGGCUGCAAACAGUAGAUGACCUAGAUUUUUAUCUAGCGCAAUGCACCAUCGCAGUUUCAAAACCUGAUGCAAAGGCGAUUUUGCCAGAUAUAAUGGAGGAUAUUAACUUACCUAAAUAUCUUAAAGACAAACACAUCUCUCAAGUGAAUCUAUGGAUGACUGUGCAUGCGAGCCGAACAACGCUGCAUUAUGACGCGUACCAUAACAUCUUGGUGGUUUUGUACGGAAGGAAAUUUGUAACGUUGUACCCUCCGUCAGACUCGCAGAAGUUGUAUCCGUUCCCACUGCAUUCCAAGUCUGUGAACCAUAGCCAAGUCAACAUUGUGCAGCCCGACAUUAAGAAACAUCCACAAUUUCUAAAAGCAUCGGCUAAACAAUUCGAAAUCAAAGCGGGGGACGCACUCAUGAUCCCAGAGGGGUGGUGGCAUCAGGUGGAUUCAGACGAAUUCACUAUUGCUACUAACUAUUGGUGGAAUGGUAUGCGUGAACAACUGGUAGCAGACAAACGUAUGGUUCCAUAUUAUGCUCGUGUUAUGCUAGAGGAAUUCCUCACGCAGCAAUGCGAGUCGCGUUUGCACGAAAUACACUUUUUGUCAGUAUCUCAAAGUGGCUACAAUUUCAAUGAUGAAAACAGUGCAACGGCAGCUUUUUGUGCUGCAAACGAUCAAGCAACGCGUGAGCGAGUGUUGAUGUCACUAGAAAGCAAAGUGUUGAUCAAGACACAGCAUCACUUAGCAACGAGAUUUGCGGAAGAGUGGAGAAAAUUGCUUGUGAAUGCAAGUGUUGAUUUAGUGGCUAGAUUGGCAAAAUGCUGGGAAAAUGAUAAUGUGGCGCCUGAGUUUCUUAACGUGAUAUUUCGUGCUUUUGAUAAGGACGAAGAAACAAUCAAAGAGGAACUCGUGGCCAAGCACGCGCAAUUUCGCCAGUUGUGUGCUACACAAAUGUACCAGUCACUUUUUGGCUAA
Plasmopara halstedii is the source of this 1218-nucleotide messenger RNA. RefSeq lists its product as uncharacterized. Lineage: Eukaryota; Oomycota; Peronosporomycetes; Peronosporales; Peronosporaceae. The transcript has 4 exons. Gene Ontology annotation, molecular function: 2-oxoglutarate-dependent dioxygenase activity. The coding region runs from base 1 to 1218 and encodes 405 amino acids. The record is from RefSeq and is a predicted model, not a curated record.